Messenger RNA from Dendrobium catenatum, 1104 nucleotides. RefSeq names its product mitochondrial ATPase complex subunit ATP10. NCBI's taxonomy places the organism in Eukaryota, Viridiplantae, Streptophyta, Magnoliopsida, Asparagales, Orchidaceae. Gene Ontology annotation, biological process: mitochondrial proton-transporting ATP synthase complex assembly. The transcript is spliced from 7 exons. Gene Ontology annotation, cellular component: mitochondrial inner membrane. The coding region runs from base 54 to 857 and encodes 267 amino acids. The record is from RefSeq and is a predicted model, not a curated record.
UCCAAGCAAAACCUAAAUUACCGGUCAAUGCUGCACCAACGAAGUGAAAAAUCAUGACUGCUAAGUUGCUUGGACGAUUGCUGCAGCUACCAACCGCGGCCUCCGCUCUGCUCGCUCCUGCGAAGAUCCUCCCCGCUGCGUACACUGCAGUGGGCUCUCUGCAUCCGGAUCAACAUGGGCGGAUCUCUUUCCGGCGACAUUUUUUCGAUCUCCACAAGAUGGUUGACAAGGAAGCCAUAAAAAGGGAGAAGGAUAGGCUAAAAGAUGAAUUAAGUAGAGGAUAUUUUGCAGACUUUUCAGAAAUCCAUAAAAACAGUGGCAAGAUUGCUCCAGCAAACAAAACUCUCAUUGCUUCCAUGGCAGCUGCCAUGUUUCCUGAUAUUGUGGUAUAUUUUUCGGAUGGGAGGAGGCUAAAGCUGCCUUUAUCUGAUCAGAAUGUGAAUAAUCAUAGCACUGAGAUCAUUCCUUCUGCCACCUUAUUAUGCCUUUCCUUUCGAGCAAGCUCCCAGAGGAUGGCUGAAUCAUGGAGUGCGCCUUUCCUAGAAACCUUGGAUGCUUCAACCAACGUACAGGUUUAUGAGGUGUCCUUUAUAGAGUCUUGGUUAUUAUCGUUGAAUCCAAUGAAGAACUUAUUCCUCAAAAUUGCGAGAAGUUCUAGUUAUCCUCUGCGAAGAAUUGCAUAUUCUUUUGGAGACCACUAUGAUUUAAGGAAGGAGCUUCAAAUUCUAAAUCUUCUCACCGGGUAUAUAUUUCUCCUUGAUAGACAUGGAAGAAUUAGGUGGCAAGGUUUUGGCUUCGCAACAACAGAAGAAGUUUCAUCCCUCUUAUCAUGCGCCACCCUUCUUUUGGAGGAGUAGCAGUUUUUUACAUUUCGACUCUUUUUAAUGGUAAUUUUUUGGUGCAACAUGUCAUGCUUUUUGUUCUUUUAAAGAUAUGCAAGAGUUUUCGUAAUAAAGAUAAAUGCGUUAGGGCUUUGAUUGUCAAUUUCUUUAAGCCCUCUGAAAAUCUGGAGAAUUGUCUAUUUAAAUUUAUUUCUGUAGUCUCUGUGGGGAUGUUGUUGGCGAUCUCUUUACAUCUUUUUAAGUAAGUUUAGAUUAUUCUAAA